AGCACACAAAUGGGUUUAAUCGUGAGCUUUUCCAUUCGAGUAAUGGUUUUUUGUUGAUCGCAUUUGCAUUGAGCUUGAUAUUUGAGCUCCAAUUGAACUGCCCGAUUUUUUAUUUGGAUCGAAAAUGGCGUUAAAUAAUACAGAGAAGAGGAUGGAUUUUGUGACAUUUCAAAACACAAUCGAUGGAAAAUUGUGCAAAACGACGCAAAGUAGACAUGGCAUCAAUCCAUCUACCAGUGAAGCCAACCCUGAGGUUCCACUCUCCACCAUCACGGAACUCGAUGAAGCUGUGCGAGCAGCGAAGAAAGCUCAAAAGCUCUGGACUCGUACCUCCAUCACAGAGCGUCGCGCUAUCAUGCUCGCCUUCGCCGAUGCAUUUGCAAGCUACGAAUCGGAAUUCGUUGAUCUAGUUAUCAUGGAACAAGGGAAGGCAAAAUUCCUUGCCCAUGAUGAGUUUGCUCGUGGUUUAGCCAUGAUUCGAGAAACCACAGAGCUCUUGCUUACCGAAGAAGUUGUUGAAGAAACCGAUACCAUGGUCGCAAGUGUGAGAUAUGUACCGAUUGGAGUGACGUGUGGAAUAGUACCUUGGAACUAUCCGAUUCUGCUUGCGAUGGGAAAGCUAGUGCCCUCGGUGUGGGCUGGGAAUGCAAUUAUCAUGAAGCCCAGUCCUGAUACGCCAUAUUGUGGGCUCAAGAUUGUGGAAUUGGCAAACAAAUUCUUUCCUCCGGGAGUAGUGCAGGCCUUGAGUGGUGGACACGAAUUCGGACCCAUGUGUACUAUUCAUCCUGGGAUUGACAAAAUUGCAUUUACUGGGAGCAUUGCAACGGGUAAAAAGGUAAUGGAGAGUUGUGCUAAAACUUUGAAGCGAGUUACCUUAGAAUUGGGUGGGAAUGACUCGUGUAUUAUAUGUGAGGAUGUCGAUAUCGCAAACGUGGUUCCUCAGGUCGCUCAUCUCGCAUUGCUGAACUCCGGUCAGAUUUGCAUGGACAUAAAGCGUCUGUACGUCCAUGCAGACAUUUACGAUGAGUUCAUGUCAGCUCUCGUAGCUUAUAUACCCAAGCUAAAAGUUGGACCUGGGGGUGAUCCCACAAGUUGGGUAGGCCCGUUGCAAAGCAAAGCGCAAAUGGACACGGUUCAAACUUUCUACGACGACAUCAAAAAGAAUGGACUUAAAGUCGCCCUUGGAGGUUCAAAUGACAGCUUUAAAACGGACGACACACUGAGCAGAGGUUAUUUUGUCAAUCCAACCAUCAUUGAUAACCCGCCCGACACCGAAAGAAUCGUGCAACUCGAGCCUUUCGGUCCUAUUUUUCCGGUUCUCAAAUGGAGCGGCUCAGAUGAGGAUAUUGUAGACAGAGUUAAUAAUACCAAUACAGGAUUGGGGGCGUCGGUCUGGAGCAAAGAUGUGAAGAGAGCCGAGAAGAUGGCUCGGGAACUACAGGCUGGAAGUGUGUGGGUGAAUGCUCAUUUUUAUCUUAGCGCCAAAGUACCGUUUGGGGGGUUCAAGAACAGCGGGAUUGGAAUGACAUGGGGAUUGGUGGGAUUGAAACAUUGGUGUAAUGCACAGAGUGUCUGGUUGCCGAAGGAGAAGGCGAAGAUUUAAGAUUCAACAUUAUAUAAGUAAGUUUUCUGCAUUUUUCGAAAUUGGACCAGCGCAGCUUUCCCAUGUUAUGUCUCAGUGUGUAUCGCAAUCCAUAGAUUAGGGUUUAUCUCCAGAAAUUAUGUCAGUUCUAUUGUUUGUCUGGAAACCUCGAGCUACCGCUGUAUGCCAAGAUGUUCUUUUAGAAACCGAAUCCUUCAACUAGAAGUGUGCAAUGACUCGUUUCUCAUGGAAGCAAAAGACUGCAAUUUCACACAGG
Molecule: messenger RNA, 1859 nt
Organism: Botrytis porri
Lineage: Eukaryota; Fungi; Ascomycota; Leotiomycetes; Helotiales; Sclerotiniaceae
Exons: 4
Coding region: 125-1603 (492 amino acids)
Molecular function (GO): aldehyde dehydrogenase (NAD+) activity
Source: RefSeq, a predicted model, not a curated record